Molecule: messenger RNA, 912 nt
Organism: Paramecium pentaurelia
Lineage: Eukaryota; Ciliophora; Oligohymenophorea; Peniculida; Parameciidae
Source: the annotation of a GenBank genome assembly
AAUGGUUAAGUUUGUUUAAAUACUAAGUCUGAAGAAUAUACUAUUGAAGCUCAAUACUUGCAAAGAGACACUACUUCAAUAAACUUCAUUCUUAGCUUCCUCUAUAAAUAAAAAUUAGUGUCUCAAUCAAACUCACUCAUAAGAAAUGCAGAUAAAAAACAAUAAUGAAAUUCUUCAAAUGCUUGAGUAGAAGUGUUAAAGUUUAAAGCCACAAUCAGAAACAGAGUACUUCUAAAUAAUGGAAUAAACCAUUUAAUUAGUAGAUUAUUAGCUCUAACUAAUAAAUAAAGGUAUGAUAGAUGUUUAAUAUUUUAGUAAUGAAAAAGUAAAAUAACAGAAAUUAAAUAAAAUAUUCUUCGUUAAGAUUAAGUCUUCUAGAAAAAGCUGCCAAUCACUUUUAUGAAAUUUGGUAAUUUGAUUCUGAAAACAUAGCUUACCUUAAAAAAUAUUUGGAUGUAUAUUUAUUUAUUUCUAUCAUAGAUUGUUAAAUCUUUUAAAGGAACUUUAAGUGAUUAAUACCUAGAAGGACUAUGCAAAUAUGCACAACAUACUUAAGAUUAUGAAGAACUUGAAUAAGUCUAUAGUCAAAUUGAAAAGAAUAUAUUUUCAGAAGCUUAAAAAAGAUGUGCUAUGACUCUUUUCAUGAACACAAAAGAUGAGAUUUAUUAUGAACAUUUCAUUAUAAAUGAAUCUCAUUGUUUAGAUUAAUCAUUGGAAAUUAAAGUAAUUUUUUAAUCAUUAUCUAAGUUUCAUCAUUUUGCUACUCAAUAUUUCCAACAAUAGAAUUGUCAUCAUACAACCAAUUAUCACAGAUAAUAAUGUGAAUUUAUGUCAUCCAAAUAUUAAAGAUCUAUUGCUUAAGGCAAUUUAGAACUUUAAUUGUCAUUCAUGUAGAACAAAAGCAAUUACUGA